This is a messenger RNA of Staurois parvus, 410 nucleotides long. The record is from the annotation of a GenBank genome assembly. Lineage: Eukaryota; Metazoa; Chordata; Amphibia; Anura; Ranidae.
AUGCAGACUGCUUCUACAAACAUUUAUGAAAAACUGUGCAAUAAGUCCAUCCAUGAAAUUUCUUUGCUACUAAAUAUUCCACAGUCAACUGUUAGUGGUAUUAUAACAAAGUGGAAGCAACUGGGAACAACAGAAACACAGCCACAAAGUAAGAAGGCCACGUAAAAUGACAGAACAGGGUCAGUGCAUGCUGAUGCGCACAGUGCGCAGAAGUCACCAACUGCCUGCAGACUCAACAGCUAAAGACUUCCAAACUUCGUGUGGCCUUCAGAUUUGCCCAACAAAAAUGCAUAGAGAGUUUCAUGGCAUGGGUUUCCAUGGCCGAGCAGCUGCAUACAAGCCUUACAUCACCAAGUGCAAUGCAAAGCGUCGGAUGCAGUGGUGUAAAGCACGCCACCACUGAACUCUAG